Fragaria vesca subsp. vesca is the source of this 1497-nucleotide messenger RNA. RefSeq names its product serine/threonine-protein kinase fray2-like. Gene Ontology annotation, molecular function: protein serine/threonine kinase activator activity; protein kinase activity; ATP binding. Gene Ontology annotation, biological process: protein phosphorylation. The coding region runs from base 1 to 1497 and encodes 498 amino acids. NCBI's taxonomy places the organism in Eukaryota, Viridiplantae, Streptophyta, Magnoliopsida, Rosales, Rosaceae. The transcript is spliced from 16 exons. The record is from RefSeq and is a predicted model, not a curated record.
AUGGAGUUUUCAUUACCCAAAAAGAACUUUCCGUUGAAUCACAGAGACUACACUUUGUACGAGGAAGUUGGUCAGGGUGUGAGUGCCAUUGUCUACAGAGCUCUCUGCAUCCCACUUGAUGAGAUUGUUGCCAUCAAAGUAAUCGACUUGGAAAAGUGCAACAAUGACAUGGAUAUGAUUCGACGAGAAGUACAGACUAUGAUCUUGCUGGAUCAUCCUAAUUUAUUGAAAGCGCACUGCUCUUUCAUGGCUACUAGGAGUCUGUGGAUCGUUAUGCCUUACAUGGCCGCCGGAUCCUGUCUGCACAUCAUCAAGUCUGCUCAUCCCGAUGGUUUUGAAGAGCACACUAUCGUGACAUUGUUGCAUGGGGUUCUCAAGGCUCUUGCUUAUCUACAUUCCCACGGCCACAUUCACAGGGAUGUUAAGGCUGGAAAUAUACUGGUUAGUUCAAAAGGUGCAGUUAAGUUAGCAGACUUUGGCGUUUCAACAAGCUUGUUUGAUUCUGGCAAUAGACUACACUCAAGAAAAACUUUUGUCGGAACUCCAUGCUGGAUGGCUCCAGAAGUUAUGCAACAAUUGCAUGGUUACGAUUUCAAAGCAGAUAUUUGGUCUUUUGGGAUAACAGCACUAGAACUUGCUCAUGGUCAUGCUCCAUUCUCCAAGUAUCCACCAAUGAAGGUUUUGCUGAUGACCUUACAAAAUGCACCUCCUGGCCUUGACUAUGAAAGGGACAAGCGAUUUUCAAAGUCCUUCAAAGAGAUAGUAGCUGCUUGCUUAGUGAAGGAUCAAAAGAAGCGUCCUACAGCAGAGAAGCUUUUAAAGCACCGUUUCUUCAAGAAUGCCCGUUCUAAGGAAUUUAUAGUUCGGACAAUUCUUGAUGGCCUUCGUCCCCUUGGUGAUCGUUUUAGGAUGUUGAAGCAAAAAGAGGCUGAAUUGUUCGGACAAAAUGGUGAAGAGCUUUUAUCGCAGCAAGAGUAUAUACGAGGGAUCAGCGCAUGGAAUUUUGACAUAGAGGACUUGAAAAGACAGGCUGUUCUUAUUCAGGAUGAUGAUGGCAUCACAAUUGCAGAAAAUCAAGAGUGGAUCUGCAAACAGAAGGGUGGAUUUGAUAUCUCAGUUGAUAUAUUAAAGAGAUCCAUCCAGGACAUGCCAAACGGCUUUACUAGAUCACAUUUUGGGGAAUCAGUAGAUUCUGUAAACGGUCCAGCAGCUUGCGUCGUUCCUGCACUUCAUCGCAUUCUGCAGCAAAAUGCCAUGCAAAUGGAACAAGCAAUGAGAUUGAUUGAAGUUUUCUAUCAAACCACAGGCAAUCACACGGAGUUCCCAGAGGCAGUAAGGCAGAUGCAGUUGUCUUUGGCAUCUGCAAGGGAGAAAGUCCUAGAAGCUCAUGUGAUUUCUCUUGAAAAGAGGAUUAAGAAACUAGUUGACGAGUUGCAGAUACAAAAGAUAAAAAAUGCCAAGCUGGAGAGACAACUAAGUCAGAUUGACAAGAAGUAG